Vitis vinifera (wine grape) is the source of this 931-nucleotide messenger RNA. Its product is annotated as germin-like protein 2. NCBI's taxonomy places the organism in Eukaryota, Viridiplantae, Streptophyta, Magnoliopsida, Vitales, Vitaceae. Gene Ontology annotation, molecular function: manganese ion binding. Gene Ontology annotation, biological process: plasmodesmata-mediated intercellular transport; regulation of root development. The record is from RefSeq and is marked provisional. Gene Ontology annotation, cellular component: cell wall; plasmodesma.
AACUCAUCAUUAUAAAUACACAACCCCACUUUUUCUCUCUCCCCAUUCUAAUUUGAGAUAUCCAUCUACUUUUUCCCCUUUCUUCUCUUUUUCAUAUCAUUAUUAUCUUUGUAUUUUUUUUGUUUCUCCGACCAUGGCGGCUGUUGUGGCCUUGUUUGUCAUCACACUCGCUGUCUUCUCCGGCACCGUUGCUGCAGAUCCGGACAUGCUUCAGGACGUCUGUGUUGCCGAUCUCACUUCUGGUGUAAAGGUGAAUGGGUUCAGCUGUAAGGACGCGACAAACAUAACUGCAACGGAUUUCUUCUUCGACGGCCUGGCGAAACCGGGUCUGACCAACAACUCCAUGGGGUCUCUGGUAACAGGUGCUAAUGUGCAGAAGAUUCCUGGUCUCAACACCCUUGGCGUCUCUCUCUCCCGCAUCGACUACGCACCAGGUGGUCUCAACCCACCCCACACUCACCCUCGUGCUACAGAGAUGGUGUUCGUGCUUGAAGGCGAGUUGGAUGUGGGGUUCAUCACCACCUCCAACACUCUCAUUUCCAAGUCCAUUAAGAAAGGGGAGAUCUUUGUGUUCCCAAAGGGGUUGGUCCACUUCCAGAAGAACAACGGCGAAGUCCCUGCUGCCGUCAUAUCUGCUUUUAACAGCCAGUUGCCUGGAACCCAGUCUAUUGCGGUGAGCUUGUUUGCUGCCUCACCACCCGUGCCUAACAAUGUGUUGACCAAGGCUUUCCAGGUGGGUACUAAGGAGGUUGAGAAAAUCAAGUCCAGACUCGCCCCAAAGAAGUAGAAUAAACUUUGAUUGCUGCUCUACUGUGAAUUUAUGAUGACAUUUCUUUGACAUCCGCUGCUUGGAAAUUUUCUUCUCUCUUGUUUUUUUUUUUUUUUCGAUUCGUGAGUACCAGAAAUAAAAACCUUGUCAUGUUUACCGCCA